Osmerus eperlanus (European smelt) is the source of this 2983-nucleotide messenger RNA. RefSeq names its product phosphorylase, glycogen, liver (gene pygl). The transcript has 20 exons. NCBI's taxonomy places the organism in Eukaryota, Metazoa, Chordata, Actinopteri, Osmeriformes, Osmeridae. The record is from RefSeq and is a predicted model, not a curated record. Gene Ontology annotation, cellular component: cytoplasm. Gene Ontology annotation, biological process: glycogen catabolic process. Bases 70 to 2631 code for a protein of 853 amino acids. Gene Ontology annotation, molecular function: glycogen phosphorylase activity; pyridoxal phosphate binding.
AGAAACGAAGUAUUUAAAGAACCUCAUUAUUAUUCCAGUGAGUGGAGUGAAAGACAGUUCUUUUCCAGAAUGGCUGCCCCUAUCACAGACCAGGAGAAGCGCAAACAAAUUAGUAUCAGAGGUAUUGUUGGGGUAGAAAAUGUUGCUGAACUGAAGAAGGGUUUUAAUCGACACCUACACUUUACCCUUGUGAAGGAUAGGAAUGUCGCGACUCCACGCGAUUACUACUUUGCACUGGCGCAUACUGUUCGAGACCACUUGGUUGGCCGAUGGAUCCGAACUCAACAGUUUUACUAUGAAACUGACCCCAAGCGGGUUUAUUACCUGUCUCUUGAGUUCUACAUGGGCAGAACUCUGCAGAACACAAUGAUCAACUUGGGCCUGCAGAACGCCUGUGACGAGGCUAUCUACCAGCUUGGCCUGGAUAUGGAGGACCUGGAGGAGAUGGAGGAGGAUGCAGGGCUGGGGAACGGGGGCCUGGGGAGGCUGGCAGCCUGUUUCCUGGACUCCAUGGCGACCCUGGGUCUGGCAGCCUACGGCUACGGGAUUCGCUACGAGUAUGGCAUCUUCAACCAGAAGAUAAAAGAGGGCUGGCAGGUGGAGGAGGCGGACGAUUGGCUGCGUCAUGGAAACCCCUGGGAGAAGGCUCGUCCUGAGUACAUGCUGCCUGUGCACUUCUACGGGCAGGUGGAGAAGACGACGGAUGGAUCCAAAUGGGUGGACACUCAGGUGGUGCUAGCCAUGCCCUAUGACACUCCCAUCCCUGGCUACAUGAACAACACGGUUAACACCAUGAGGUUGUGGUCUGCUCGUGCCCCCAACGACUUCAACCUGAAAGACUUCAACGUUGGCGAUUACAUCCAGGCUGUCCUCGACAGGAAUCUGGCGGAGAACAUUUCCAGAGUGCUCUAUCCCAACGAUAAUUUCUUUGAGGGGAAAGAGCUGCGUCUGAAGCAGGAGUACUUCGUGGUGGCGGCCACUCUCCAGGACAUCAUCCGACGCUUCAAGACCUCCAAGAAAGGCUCUUCCGGCCCUGUCUCUUUCCAAGGCUUCCCGGAAAAGGUGGCCAUCCAGCUGAACGACACCCACCCUGCCAUGGCCAUCCCAGAGCUCAUGAGGAUCUUUGUGGACAUCGAGAAGCUCAGCUGGGACACGGCAUGGGACAUCACCAAGCGUACGUUCGCUUACACCAACCACACGGUGCUGCCCGAGGCGCUGGAGCGCUGGCCGGUGAAGCUGCUGGAGACGCUCCUGCCCAGACACCUGGAGAUCAUCUACCAGAUCAACCAGAUCCACCUGGAGAACAUCGCAGCACUCUUUCCAGGAGACAUGAAUCGUCUUCGCAGGAUGUCCCUGAUCGAGGAGGACGGCGGUAAGAGGGUCAACAUGGCCCACCUCUGCAUCGUGGGCUCCCAUGCCGUCAACGGAGUUGCCGAGAUACACUCAAAAAUCAUCAAGACAGACGUAUUCCGUGACUUCAGUGAAAUAGAACCGGACAAGUUCCAGAACAAGACCAAUGGCAUCACUCCGCGACGCUGGCUGCUGCUCUGUAACCCUGGAUUGGCUGAGCUCAUUGCUGAGGCCAUUGGAGAGGAGUACGUGAAGGACCUCAGCCAGCUUCAGAAGCUCAAUGGCUUGGUGGAUGAUGAUGCCUUCAUCCGGGAUGUCUCCAAAGUGAAACAGGACAACAAGCUGAAAUUUGCCCAGCACCUGGAGAUGGAGUACAAGGUCAAAAUCAACCCAUCCUCCAUUUUUGACGUGCACGUGAAGAGGAUCCACGAGUACAAGCGCCAGCUCCUCAACUGCCUCCACAUCGUCACCAUGUACAACCAGAUAAAAAAGAAUCCUAUGGCACCCUUCGUUCCCCGGACUGUGAUUAUUGGUGGAAAGGCAGCUCCGGGGUACCACAUGGCUAAGAUGAUCAUCAAGCUCAUUACCUCAGUGGGAGAGGUGGUGAACAAUGACCCAGUGGUGGGGAGCAAGCUGAAGGUCAUCUAUCUGGAGAACUAUAGGGUAUCCCUGGCUGAGAAAGUGAUCCCUGCUACGGACCUCUCUGAGCAGAUCUCCACAGCGGGCACGGAGGCCUCCGGCACGGGCAACAUGAAGUUCAUGCUGAACGGCGCCCUCACCAUCGGCACCAUGGAUGGCGCCAAUGUGGAGAUGGCAGAGGAGGCUGGCGAGGAGAACCUCUUCAUCUUCGGCAUGAGGGUGGAGGAUGUGGCAGAGAUGGACAAGGACGGCUAUGAUGCCAUGAAGUAUUAUAAGAAGAUUCCAGAGCUGAAGCUAGUCAUUGACCAGAUCAAGACCGGCUUCUUCAGUCCUAAGAAUCCAGAUCUCUUCAAGGACAUCACAGACAUGCUUUUCAACCAUGACCGCUUCAAAGUGUUUGCUGACUUUGAGGAAUAUAUGAAGGCCCAGGAGAAAGUCAGCAAACUGUACCAGAACCCGAAGGAGUGGACCAAGAUGGUGAUCAAGAACAUCGCUGCCACGGGGAAGUUCUCCAGCGACCGGACCAUCACGGACUACGCCACGGAAAUAUGGGGGGUGGAGCCCACAGACCUCAAGAUCCCACCCCCUAACGAGCCCCGCGAGGCCAUCGAGGAGAAGGCCAAGGCUGUGAGGAAAAUAUGAAGCUGCAAGCAUGAGGGUUUCAUGUCAGAUAACGAGUGUCGUAGGGUGGCUCUGUAGGUCUACACACUGGACAGGAUUAACCGUAGCUGGUCAAAGUGUGUGUGUGUGUGUGUGUGUGUGUGUACUGAAAAAUACUUGUUUGUUACAUAGCCUCUGCAGAAACAAAAUGUUCUAUUGUAAUAGCUUUGUCUAAAUCUUUUUGAAAUUGUGUUCUGUUGUAGUUUUGUGUGUGUGCAUGCCAUCUAGGCCAUUCAACCUUUUAUUAAUAUGAAUGGGAGAAAACAUUUUUUAUUUGAGAUCAAAGGAUUCUUCAAAUUGUUUUUUCACUUUAAUAAACUGCAGUGGGUCAGUC